Molecule: messenger RNA, 2806 nt
Organism: Helicoverpa zea (corn earworm)
Lineage: Eukaryota; Metazoa; Arthropoda; Insecta; Lepidoptera; Noctuidae
Exons: 8
Coding region: 113-1954 (613 amino acids)
Biological process (GO): regulation of translational initiation
Molecular function (GO): translation activator activity
Source: RefSeq, a predicted model, not a curated record
AUCACUAUCGUCGCCAAUAUGGAAGUGAAACGUAUGUCAACUACUGCGCGACCAAACAACUAGGAAAUAAAUAACUCAAAAAUACUUUCUAUUAUUUAACUUGCUAGUUAUAAUGUCGAGUGUUGGCCGCGGGCGAGGGUACACCGGUCGGCAUCACUUGCGGGAGCCCCGCCCUGGGGACGACGCGGACUCGGACGCCGCCAGGACACUGGCCGAAUUGAGCCCCAGAUCUACUGACCCAACUAGAAUGGAAGUGAAGCGCGACGGACCGGCGUUGGAGCCCGACAAGGAGACUCCAGACAAGGAGGCGCCGGAAGAGGACAGCUCGCUCAAAGACAUGCUCCGAGUCGACGACCAAUAUGUACCACUGUUGACCCUGUUGGAGCAGUUCUCCCCUGGCGAGGACGGCAUCCAGUUCAACCGGAAGCUGCGGCACUUCGAGACCACCGUCUGCUCCAUGUGUCCGGACGAGACCCGCCUGCAGCAAGCAUUCAGCACAUUCCGCGCCGCAGCCCUGCUGAACCCGGUCACAGCCCGCAAGCUGGCAGCCGUCGGAGCCUCCUUCACCCGUCAGCAGCGACAGCAGCUGCUGCGAGCUGAACUCCUCAAUGUGGUCAUGCAGGGGACCUUCUCCAAACUAGAUGUACUGGAACGCUCAAAUCCAUUAUUUUUAAUAAACGCUGCAAACCUCAUGGGAGACUAUUUUGCAGAGGCUCGUCUCUGCAACGGCAACAAGGUGCAUAUCCUGGCGAGUCCGCUGCUGCAGUACAUGCGAGCGCUGCUCGCCAGUGACGACAUACGGGCACACCGCAGUCUCGCUACACAGUUAAUGCAGAACGGUCGCGAACUCCUCUCUGUGCUCGCUCAGGAACUAGACGAGUUAUCCAUCUCCAUCCGCCUCCGACUCCUCUCCCCCCCUCCCGUCAGCACCAUCUGGCUGCUCCUCUCCGCAGACCUGUGCCUCAACAAGUUCCUCCCCCUCCCCAACACCCUCCAACAGUUCUACGCGGCACAUCUUGAGCUCACCACAGAGGAAAACUUCAGCGAAGUCUCCUACGGCUCCUGGAAGAAAUCCCCAGAAAAAGAUGACUUCAGAAGUGAGACCACUGAAAUCGCUGAAAAAGUCAGCCAAAAUAUAUCUCAGAUAAGCCUUAAUAAUAAUGAAGAUACCAAGCCUAAGUUGAGGCCGAUUUUAGGAGCCGGCGCUGGGCUGUUACGACAAGAACAGGCCUUGUCUGUCAGUCAAGAUAAUUUUGAAACUUGGACGGCCAAAAAUAAUUUGAACAAGAGAUAUGACUUGAACUCUUGGCGGCAGCAAGAAGAAGAGAAGAAAGAAGAGAUUGAGUUCAACCAGACUGUGUUACCUAAUGUACAAAACUUCCCCGUACCCGACUACCCGCCGCCGAAUCACAGAUUCAACUACCCAGAAAACUUUGUGAACUACCUACAACAAGGGGAUGGGACGUAUAUACAAAAUCAGUACACAAAUGUAGCCUUUAACCAGCAAGGGGGUGAUACUUUCCAGUCAUUCCCGGAAAGGACCCCCUCGAAUUCCGAAAGACCCCCUGUCGUUGAACGGGUUAACGAAAGGACCCCUGUCCCAACAAUGCCAGAGAGGGUUAACAAUGAAAUACAGAAAAACAGCAGUCGAAGACCCGUAGAGAAUUGGAGAAAAGAGAAAAAUGAUGUUAAAGACGACCCCAACAGGAAUAGACAGCGGAAUUGGACUCGACAGAAGUCCAAAGACAAUGUUAGUGAAGAUGAGGAUAAAGAGAAAUAUAAGGAUCGGUCUACAUCCAGAAAUAGGGAUGGUAGAGCCCGGAUGAACAGGAGAAGCAGUGGGGAGGAGGAAGGUCAGGCAAAGACACCUCCUCGCAGACAUGUGACCGAGGUCCCAAGGAACCACAAAUAUUGGGACCAUGAUGACCGAUGUGAUAAGGAUUAUAAUAGUUAGUACGAGAAUUUGUAAGCGGUGAGCGUUCUGUGGCAAGUAGACGAAUUGGUGGUACGAGGCCUUUUAGACCCCCUAAAAAUUCAAGACCCCCUAAGUUGUAGGGGUAAAAGUGUUAGUGCAGUGUUUUUGAGUGGAUUUUGAAAAUGUUGUCUCGAGUUUGUUGCCAAAAUUUUUGGUUCUUUUUACCACUGCCAUUGUGAAAGUUUAAUUUUAAUAAUAUUUAUUUUCGCACUGCCAAAAUUGCCCCAAAUUAAGGUAUGGUUCUAAAAAAAUGGGGAUAUUUUUGAAGAAAAGUCAGGUAACUACCAAAAAUACUGUAUUGAACAUACAAUUUUAUUUUUAAGGGGUCUUAUAGCCAAAAUUAUAUUGCAAACGCCACCUAUAUUAAAAAAUAAACUUAAAUAUGGACUUUACUAACCAAAAUUGGGAUUAAAAUAGUGAAAUUUAAAGUGACAAAAGACACUAGUGACUUAGUGACAAAAAGUGGAUGCCAGUUGAAAAUUUUAGUGUUAAAAAAGUACCGUCUUUACUAUUUCUCUUUAUAAACUUAUGUAUAAGAUUAGUUCAAAUUUUAACUGUAAUAAUCGAAUAGAUAGUUUAUAUCGAGAUAUAGUUAAAUAGGUAUUUAGUGUACUUAUUUUGUUUUGGUAUAAAACGAACCGAUAAUUUUUUUGUCCGAUUUUUUACUUAGAUAAAUUGGAAAGUGAAAUAAAUUUUUUUAUUGAUAAUUUUGACAUUAGUGUAUAGUUUAGACAUUAGUCCAUAAUAUAUCGGGUGUGUCGUACCUAAUGAAAUUAAAUAAAAUACGUUAAUAUACUGGUUAAUAUAUGUCGAUUAACACAAAGAAAAAGA